AGACCAUACCUAUUGCAGAAACCAUUCCUUAUGAACCAGACAAUUUAGAAGUGCAAGAAAGUAAAAUAGUAGUUCGAAAAGAUUCGAUCCAAUUAACUCAUGACAGAUCGGAGAUAAACUGGCUCGGCAGCAGAAAGUUUUCAGAACUGCAGAAAGACAAGCAAUGUUAUGAGCAGUUAGGGGAAAAAGUUGCAGACCAGUGUGGAAAAAGAGGUUCAAAGAAGAUUGAGGGGCGCAUGCUGGCGGAUAUUCACAUUUAACAAAGAAGCCAGGAGUACUCUAAAAGAGGCUUUCAUUGAUAACUUGCUCUUCGGUGAAGGUCUGACCAAAAAGACAUCAAUCGAUUAGCGGCAGCAUGGCAACAAACGCGAACAAAUUAGUAAAGAAGAUAUCUUUUUCUGCGAAGACUUGCAGAUGUACUAAUCCGAGAUGCGACUGUUACAAUGUAAUUUCAUCAGGAAAUUCAAAUGAAUACAUAGAAUCCAAAACAGCAGUAACGGACCUUGAAGACGAAACAACUUACAUAGGAGGAUCUAUUAGUAGGGAAGUCUCUAAAGAACGUAUGCUGGAUCACGAAAAUGGUAUGAAAGUAAUUUGGUCAACAAAGCCAGGCAAAGAUGAGAAGUCCAUUUUGAUCGAUGAUUCUGCUUCCUUAGCAGCUAGUCAAUUUUUAGAAUACACUACUGCCAUUUAACAACUCAAAGAAAAAUAUUCAAAAUAAAAGCUUCAUGAACUAACUGCA
This is a messenger RNA of Acanthoscelides obtectus, 742 nucleotides long. Lineage: Eukaryota; Metazoa; Arthropoda; Insecta; Coleoptera; Chrysomelidae. The record is from the annotation of a GenBank genome assembly.